Molecule: messenger RNA, 1704 nt
Organism: Aspergillus terreus NIH2624
Lineage: Eukaryota; Fungi; Ascomycota; Eurotiomycetes; Eurotiales; Aspergillaceae
Exons: 4
Coding region: 1-1704 (567 amino acids)
Biological process (GO): positive regulation of transcription by RNA polymerase II
Cellular component (GO): nucleus
Molecular function (GO): DNA-binding transcription factor activity, RNA polymerase II-specific; zinc ion binding; transcription cis-regulatory region binding
Source: RefSeq, a predicted model, not a curated record
AUGCCACGGAGACCCACGCCUGCGGAAAAGCAGCGGGUGCGAACUGGCUGCCUCACCUGUCGCAGGCGGCGGAGAAAAUGUGAUGAAGGGAAACCGCGAUGUGCCAACUGCGAAGUCAAGGGCUUUGCAUGCAAGUACAGGACUGAUCUUGCAUUUGUGUCCCCGCAAUCGGCAAGGGGGACCCCCGCGACGACACGGCAGUAUAGCAGGAUCACUUUUGUUGACGACUCUCCUGCUGCGGCGAAAGGAAGAAAGUGUCAGCGAGAGGACUCUGGGUCUGCGAACCCUGAUGACCUAGCUGAAGGUGAUGUAGACCUGCUGAGUGACACAGUACUACCAGAUGCGUCUGAGACCCCCACUGCGCCGCUUGACCGUUAUCAUGACUCGCUCAGCUUGCGUCGCGCACCUGAUCCGAGUCAAGGGCGAACGCAUCCAAUACAGGACUGUCUAGAUGUCGCACCAGGGAGUCAAUCAUCGCAACGAGGGCCCAUCCCAGAAAACAGUAACACUGAAAUCGACCUGCUGCGGCAUUUCCGCUACCACAUCGGGCCCUGGAUUGACCUUGGUGACCCCGACUGUGCGCUUGGAGUUCAGACUGUGCUUCUUUCUAGAACCCAUAGGCCCUUGCAGGCUGCUAUUUUGGCUCUGUCAUCUAGCCAGAGAGCGCUGUUGGCUCAAUCACAACGGGAUGAGGAUACCGUUCGCAGCCGCCACUUCCGCAAGGCCGCAGAGGAGAUAUUAGUUUUACCAGGCCUAACGGGGCACGCUGGACGAGCAUUGAUUCUUAUACAAGAACUUCUUCCUUUGGGCCUGCUACAGUGGAGAGACUACCUUACUCCUCAGCUCGGUCCUUUCGGGAAGACACUCCCAUCACCAACUUCGUUGAGUGAGGCAUUAGGUGAUGCGGUCUUCUGGUUUCUGUUCCGACUUGACAUUGCUUCCUCGAUUGCAACGAGUGAGCCGCCUAUCAUUCCCUUUCGUCACUUUCUGAAUCGCGACGGAUUGCCAAUUCACCCACCGCAAAUGCAACAUCAAACCCUCUCCAUUAACCGAGUGUAUAAACAUGCACUAUGUCUAUUAGGACAUGGUCUGGCGUUAAUAUAUGGAGACCCCAGCGUGUCUACCCCAGAAGCGGGCAGAUCCGAAUCGACUUCGUUUCCCACCCUACAGCAAUCCCAAUUCCUCUCGCAGUGGACCUUCCUGUGGACAGACUGUCAGAAAUGGUACAGCGAGCGCCCCAUCGAUGCGCAGCAAAUUGUCGAUAUCCGCAGCGAAGAAGCGGAUCAGAUAGACCCAGAGCACAAGUCGUCGUUUCCCAUUCUUAUCUAUCCAACACCGAUGGCGCUGGCCGCCAACGCAGUGUACCACGUUACUUCAUUCCUCUUGCUGACGCAUAAACCUCGACUUUUGAAGGCACUGCCCGGCCCACGAUACCUAACCUCGCACAUCUGGCAUGCGCAGUGCAUCGCGGGGAUCGCGGCCAGUAACGAUUCCCCAGAGCAAUGGGAUCCGGUCUUUGUCGCUAGUAUUUUGCUGGUGGCACGGGGAAUGACGCAUGUGUCUCAGCACACAGUGCUCUUAGAUCGACUGCGAAAAAUUACGUCGACAACGGGGAUCAAUUUGACCCGAGAGAUAGAGGAGCUCCAGUCAGUGUGGAAGGUUGCCCGGUAUGAUGCGGAGUGGGAUGAACAGGAUUGUAUAUAG